Molecule: messenger RNA, 7128 nt
Organism: Meleagris gallopavo (turkey)
Lineage: Eukaryota; Metazoa; Chordata; Aves; Galliformes; Phasianidae
Source: RefSeq, a predicted model, not a curated record
CAAAGGGCAAAGGGCAUGAGAGGUCUUGACCUCACCAAACCCAUUGAAGACCAGGGCCCUUUGGAUGUGAUCAUACAUAAACUGACAGAUGUCAUCCUUGAAGCAGACCAGAAUGACAGCCAGUCACUGGAGUUGGUACAGAGGUUCCAGGAGUAUAUUGAUGCUCAUCCAGAAACCAUUAUCCUGGACCCUCUUCCAGCUAUUCGUACGCUUCUGGACCGAUCCAAGUCUUAUGAGCUCAUUCGACAAAUAGAGGCAUACAUGCAAGAUGAGAGGAUCUGUUCACCACCCUUUAUGGAGCUGACAAGUGCCUGUGGAGAAGAUACCUUGCAGCUUAUAGAGAAGAAUGGACUGGCAUUCCCAUUCAUUUGUAAAACCAGAGUGGCCCAUGGAACCAACUCUCAUGAGAUGGCGAUCAUCUUCAACCAGGAGGGUCUGAAAGCUGUCCGCCCCCCUUGCGUCAUUCAGAGUUUCAUCAACCACAAUGCUGUGCUGUAUAAAGUGUUUGUAGUUGGGGAAUCCUACACAGUGGUGAAGAGACCAUCUUUAAAGAACUUCUCUGCUGGAAUCUCAGACAGAGAAUCGAUAUUCUUCAACAGCCACAAUGUCUCAAAGCCAGAAUCAUCAUCUGUCUUAACAGCUCUGGAUAAAAUCGAAGGAGUAUUUGAGCGGCCAGAUGAUGACGUCAUCCGGGAAAUCUCUAAGGCACUGCGGCAAGCUCUGGGAGUUUCCCUCUUUGGAAUCGAUAUCAUCAUUAACAAUCAGACUGGGCAGCAUGCAGUCAUUGAUAUAAAUGCAUUCCCAGGUUAUGAGGGCGUUUCCGAGUUUUUCACAGAUCUCCUGAACCACAUAGCUGCUGUCCUGCAGGGUCAGGCACCUGAGGUGACCCAGCUAAACCGUAGCAAGCUCCUGGCUGAGCAGACCGGCGGGAUCAUGGACGAGCGGAUAUGCUGUGCGAGCACGGGCUGCCUCAGCGUCAUGGGAAAAGACUCCUCGUGGAUUGUGGAGAGCGAGACCAACAGCUCAGUAAAACUGCAACACCAGAGACUAGGCUGCAACUCAGCAGUGUCCCCCAGCUUCCAGCAGCACUGCGUCGCCACGUUGGCCACGAAAGCUUCCUCCCAGUAACUUGCUGAUGCCAUGAACUGAGGAAAAAGCCGCAGGGAUACAAAUUGUGGUCCCAGAACCAGAUCAGGCUGUAAUAGUACAAUUGCAAAAAACAACAAAAAAAAAAAAACAAAAAACAAAAACAAAAAAAAACAAACCAAACCAAAAAAAAAAAAAACCAAAAGAAAACAACAAAACAAAAAAAAAAGCAAAAUAACAAUUAAAAGAAACCCACCUUCCAUUUGAUUUAACCUGAUUUGCUGAUGAAAUGGUCUGAAAAGGAGAGGGUGAGAAAGUGAUUCAGAUCCACUUCAUCAGAUUCCAGUUGUAAAUCUGUAGUGAGUUUACACACACGCAUGGGAUUUAACACUAGACCUUUCAUUGUGGGAGGGUUGCUCUUUUGUUUCUAUUGUUCUUUGUAAUCACUGGUGACCAGCAUUUUAAAAUCGGACCUCAUGGUAUCAAGGAGAUAAUAAUGUUGAAAUGGAAUGUAUGAAUGUAACAGUGCUAGAGAUUUUUGCCUAAAAUACUCCCGUUCCUUUUUCCAGCUAGGCCAUUGCAAAAGAAAGCUCAGACAACUUCAGUAUCGCUAAACCAAAUCUCUUGCAGCACUGUCAGGGUAUUGACAGAGAGCUUGCUGUGAGCCACAGCACUUUGAUGGGACCGAGCAUGCCGGCUGUUAAGGGCUCAGUACCAAGCAGCCACCCCAGUUCCUGCUUCACAGCUUUACCCCAGGCCUCCUUGCUUUAGUCACCAGCAGCUUCUGGCUACACUUGCCAAGAGUGAAAUAUGUCUGAUCCAGGCAGACUAGAGGCUGAAAAAGAGGUGCAGGUAGUUAAAUUGAGUGAUUUAAUUGAUGAAACAACAUUCUUUCCAUCACCUGCUAGAAGAGCAGCUCAUCUCUGAGCAGAGAAUUUAAUCCUCCCUACAUUACACUUAUGAGGAUUCUGGGACAGCUCUGCUAAAAGGCUGCCAACCAGAGCCACGCAUUCUCCUUACAGCAGUGCACCUGGGUGUAACACAAUUGCUGCCUUCCACAGAUCCACGGUGCUGCUAUUUUUCUUUUGCAAAUGAAAUGUAUGCAGAAUGAGUACCUUUGUGUGAGACAGCAGUUCUAUGUAGCAUAUCGUGCUCCAGCUGCCAGGUGAGGCUGUCAGAUGGGCUGUGUGGUAAUUUACAGUGGUGCUUCACACUGUUUGUAAGCGAUAGUGCAGCCACAUUCUGUCUCUUGAGAUGUGCAGUAAACCUACAGUGUUCACCUGCUUUUGCAUCUUCUAGCAUAGCUGCAUUUUCUGCCAUUGAGCAUUCCUGCAGCUUUUGCCAAUUCUGAACACUAAACUGAAAGUAACCAACUCUAUCGGUGCUGAGAACGUAGACACUAUUUUGGUAGACUGAGUGGCCUUCUCUUUCCCAUAUAAGCCCUAAAAUGUAUUUAAGAGGCGUGGUAGUAAGAAAAUGUCCUUGUUCAGCUCAUAGCUUGCAGGUAUGGUAGUCUUUAGCUUUCUGUAGCAGAUAUUUAUGAAGCACCCAUCACUGCAGCAUUUCAUGCCAGUUUGUUAGUAUCCUGUAUUAGAUUGAAAGGAAAUGUAUUACUACUCAAAAGGAGAUGAUCUAGAGCUUAAAGCUUGGGCAGACCAUGGAGAGAGCAGUAAACUGUAUAGAAAGUGUCACCAUCCUAACCUGAUUGUACUGGUCCUGGAGGAGAGGGCAUUAUGGAGAGCAUUGUGUAGCAGUUAUUUUAUGUAAGCUCAUUUUUCUCUGGAAGACACUGGGUUUGUUCCGCAAGUGCCAUUGUAGGAAAAUUUCUGUAGCUGGGUUUGCAUUUCUGAGGACAGUCUACACAAGAGGGGAGGACCUCGUGAGUGUGGUACCUGUACAAUUCCAGGGUGCACAUAAUUACAGCCAACUUCCUAUUCUGUUGCAGACCAGCCCUGAGCUGGGCUCUCUUUGCAAUCCCUGUAUGCUUCGAGGCUGCUGAACCCCACAUUGAGUGCAGCUUGCAGGUCUGGGUCGUAGUGGUGUGAGUGAGUCAGAUGUACAUAGGUGUGGGUUUAUACGAGUAUUCCUGAUAGACCAAACCUUUCAUAAAGCCGUGACUGAAAUAAAAUUGACAUCUACAGUUUGGGGUUUGUUUUUGUUUGUUGAAAAUAAAAAGUGUUUUUAUGUUACGCGUGUAACAAAAGAUACCCUCAGGAAGAAAUUUGCCAGUGCUUAUUUUUGUAUGGUACUUUCUUGUAACCAGCUGGUGGAGUGUUUGUAGACUUGCCUUUUGCUCCCUUUAUUAUGGCUUGGGGUUGUUUUGUUUUGAUUUGUUUUGUUUUUAAUUUGGUGGUGGGGAAAAAGCGAUGAUGUUAAAGCUGGGUUAGUAACUCGAGACCUUUCAAAGUAUGUUUACAUGAAUCUGAGUGUCGGAUCCAAUUGAAAUGUCUGUAUGCUGUUUCCUAGUUAGAACAUCAAAUGAGAAUUUUAUUUUCCUGGCUGCCUUCUGAAUUUUGGUUGGCCUAUUUUGCACUGCUUUAUUUCUCCAAAAUAAACUACUGAAAUAUAAUUGUGCAUUUUAAACUUGUUUACAAAUGAUUGUUAAAAGUUUAUUUUGUAAUUCUCUGAAGGCUUACAAAAAUGCUAUAUUUAAAUAUUACUCCAGACCUUGGCUGUAAGUAGAGAAGAAGUUUAGGUCAUUGGUGUGAUCAGUGACAUUUUUCCCAUAGUCUGUAAUUUAUUUCUUAUUUAUCAAAUGUAUCUGUAUCACUUUAAUUUACCAGGUGCAGAUAUGCAAGUACCUGUUGUGAUGUGGCAUUACAAUAGAGUUUUCUCCUAAAUUACCAUGCGAUUGCUGUAUUGCUAUAUUUCCUUGCCGAAAUUGUUGUUGUGGCUCAUAUGUUAGAGUGCUGCCCAAUCACAUGGGCCAAUCAGGAGACCAGUUUUUAAAAGCCAAAACUGUAAAUUACCAAGUGUCCAGACAUGUAAUUACAUUACUGCAAAACGUUCGAGCACACAUAUGUUGUUAAGCCUGUGCUAAAGUGCUUUUCUGAAUUACUGCCUCAUUUGAUAAGUUUAGGAUGGCUUUGAUUUAUGAUAAGUUUCACAGUAGUUUAGUUCUUGUUCUGUAGUCUUUUCCUUUUUUUGUGUGUGUGUGUGUUUUUUUGUUUUGUUUUGUUUUUUGUUUUCUUUUAAAGUAAGGAGAUGUACUAAUAUUAGACAAUACCAUAUAAUAGCCUCGCUCUUAAAAUUGCAGACAAUCUGAGGGAGAUUUUCCAUAACAUCUUGUUUGAAUUCUGUUAUUGUGGGUUAGAAAAGGUUCUGCUGUGUUUUCAGAGGCAUAGCUAUUGCUGCUGUGUUGAUUGGAGCAAUUAAGUUAAAAUGAUGUGGUCACCAGUUAGCUUCUUAUGGAUCUGCUUCUUUUCUGCUUGACUGUUAUCAGUCCACAAGAACACCAUUAUCUUGGCUGGAAUGUUCUCCAGGUUUUGUGUCAGUGUGAUGGAGGAGGUUUGACUGUGAUUUUCACUAUAAUUAUGUAGCUGACUUCAGAAGGUGAAGAUUAUCCCCUGUUGAGGAGAACUUGAAUGGUAUUAUUAGUGCACAUAAUGCAAAACCAUCACCACCAUCCUCUCCCUCUAGCUGACACUGCCAUGUUACAUCGGGUUUGCAGUGACUGCAUCAGGACAAUUGGGUCAUACAGAAAACCCAGUGCAGAAAUGCAGCCUGACCACGUGUGCCAGGGGUGACACCCUUAGCCUGCAGCUGUUCUGCCUUUGGUAACCGUGUGUCUGGCUCUUCCAGACCUAUUCAGACCAUUGGAAUGAGAAAUUUGCUUGGAGAUCCCCAUUUGGAACAUGUCAGUGUUUGUACAGAGGAGUCUGCAACAGCUUGCUCAGGUAAGAACCAUCGGCUUCAUCUGCUGUUCUCAUAGAUGGGCACGAACAAAGAGCUUCACCCUGGAGCCCCAGGAGAGAAGGGAAGUAAGGUGGAUGGCUCAAGCUGAGGGGUGAUGUUUGUUCCUCAGCCAACCGUGGGCUGUGCCCAGUCUAGUAGUGAUUGCAUGGGAAGUGCAUGGAUCGGAAUGGCAAGGCACAGGCAAGAGCAACUGAAUGCAGACGGCCAAAGGUGUUUGAGUUAACUGGCCAAAAAAAAAAAAACAAACAAACCAAAAAAAACCAGCAAAACAAAGGGAAAUGGAAACUUCUGUUUCCAUCCAACAAAAAGAAAUUCCGGACUUAGCAGCAAUUCAGCUAACAUGGCUUCCCCAAAGUCUUGGUGUGGCAGCAGUGACCAUGGGUCAGACUUUCACACUCGCGUGCAGCCUUACCUUGCAGAGUGGUGCAGAAAAUCCUAGGUUUGGGUUUGUUAGUGAAUAGAGUCUAAUUUGAGUUUGUAGUGGUCUCCCCAUGUGCAUACUGCAGGAGUUCACUUGCAUUACUUCGCUAAUUUUCAUUUCCUCCCUCCUUCUGGUCAGAGAUGUAUUGAUUUUUGUAUUCAGUAUACGAUUACUUUAUGGUGUUGCAGCUGUAUGUUUCGUAAUAGCAGGAUGUGAAAAUGCUUUGUGUAGAUUAAAAUAUUUCCUUUAAUAUAAUCUCCUCUCGCUUUCAUGUGUGACACACGCAUUGUGAUUUUAUUUGUAAUAUUGCUUUAAUACUUAUUUCAGAGGAAUGUAACCUCCAGAAAAGUACUUCCCACAUCUUCACUACCUUUCCUUUCCCUAUUCACCCGAUGUGGACCCAAGCCAUCAAAAGUUGAGCUUCUGAUGGAGUGGGUUUCACAUCCUUUGUGGAUGCUGUUAUGUUUACAUGGCCGCACUAAUUGCUAACGUCUGUUGAAGUUUGAGAGGGUCCAGGUGCAGAUGAAAGUGUUAGAAUGGUAAUUCCCUUGGCAACACAGGCAUGAUAGCAUCUGUAGCAAGCACAGGCUCCAAAGUGGUCUUGCUGUGUAUACAGGGAACUCUUGGGGUCUGGUCCAUUCCUGCUGGUAGUACAGUUUCCCUGUGGAAGAAAAAAAUCACUGUAAAAAAAAAUGUACUCUGUGAUGAAGAAGAGGGAUGAGAAGAGGUAGGUGAGGAUUGGGGAUAAAGUCCUGGCCAGGGGACACUGUGAUACCAAUGGGCCAGGAGUUGGCUCCAUUAUUUUUAUAGAAAUCUUGGGAGAUGUUUUCUCUCCGCCUUUCUCACCCUGAAUCCACUGGGGCUGAUGCCAGCAGUUGUCUGUGGGCCAUGAGCUCAGUAGGCAGUGGCCUUGUCCAGCAUGCCUGGAGUUUGCAGGGGGCUCCUGAGCGUUACGAAGUUCUGAUUGAUGGCCUGGAAAUCUCUUAAAACUCUAGAAAUAGCUGGGACAGUGAAUGGAGUUGGUGAAAUUCAGGUCUUCCUCUUCCAUCCUUUUUAAAGAAACCCACUUUUUAUUUCCUCCUUCGUUCUUUACACAGUAGUUUUUAGAUAUAAAUUAUUUUAACAUUUUUGUGUGAAAAGUCAUAUAUACAUAUAUAAAGUUAUUAAAAGGUUGACUAUAUGUUGAGUAUAAAAUAGUGAUGACUUUGUUUCAGAUGUUAGCAGCCCCUAAAAAUGAGUUGUUUAUCCUCUUGUAAAGUCAGUGCUGUAAAAAAUAAAUAAAUAAAAGCUGUAUUAGAUGUAUCUUUUAUUAUUUAUUUCUCAUGCAGUAUGUGAUACGGCUUGUGUAUACCUUUGUGAGAACCAUAUACUAAGAUGCAGUCAUUCUUAAAAUCAAGUAAUAGUUCCUUGGAAUCCCAGCAGUUCUGAGACAAGUGGCCCUUCACAUGUGGAUUCAUGUUGGAAUUCUCCUUCGCAUGCCAGCUGUGCCGACUUAAGCAUGGCUGAGGCCUAGGGACCAUUCAUCUGUGCCAGGUUUCACAAGUUUGUCAAUAUCUGUGUUCAAAUCCGACUGUACAGUGUUAACACGUGCGUCUUGUGAUUUGCUUCAGCCCUCUCUUCACUAUGAUUUCUGAAACGGGAUUCCCAUUUGGUACUUAAAUUUACCUAGAAUGAUUUAAAAAAAAAAACAUAAAAUCAUGGUUUAC